Messenger RNA from Aspergillus saccharolyticus JOP 1030-1, 711 nucleotides. RefSeq lists its product as uncharacterized. The record is from RefSeq and is a predicted model, not a curated record. Lineage: Eukaryota; Fungi; Ascomycota; Eurotiomycetes; Eurotiales; Aspergillaceae. The annotation marks the transcript as partial. The transcript has a single exon.
AAAGCCUUUUCUGCUGCCUCAUCCCCAGCACUUUUUCCCCCACCUCUUCUCUUCUUCCUUCUCUCAUCUCUCUCUCCCUUAUUUUCCAAUUCUCUUAUCGGAAAAAAAUUCAUAAAAAAACCGGAAAACCUACAAAAAAACUAAAGUAUAACUCCCCCUCUGAUCCCCUCAUUCUCGUGAUCUCGUGGUAUAUUCUGUCACUUUUUUUUUCCCACACUACUUGCGGACUGUGCGGUGCGGUGUGUGUGUGUGCGUGUUGUGUGGGCGUGCUUGCAGCUGGAGAAAUCUUUCCACUCAGACACUUCCAUCCAAUUUCAUCUCCCUUUCUUGCUGUCCACUGUCGACUACUCUCUAUCCACCACUUUGUGUGAUAGUGUGUUGUUUUGCUUUUUGACUUAACCGCGGUCCUCUGCUUUCCCGUCCUCUCGACUGUCUUCGAUAGACCUGCCUGGUGCUCAUCUAGGUCGUACGUUUGUCGCCUUGACUCUGAUCAUUAAUCCUCCUCCUCACUACCCCAAACCACGCUUGUGCUUGCUUUUCCAUCACUUUGGUGGACAGCAGCUGCCUUCGUGACACCGCGCAUUUGCUCAUACUUGUCGUUCUGUGUGCUUCGUGAUUGUCGCCAAUGGUUGAUGCUAUACUUUGUAUCUUGUGAUUCUCGCUUACAGCCGAAACCCUGUGAAAACAACACGCUUAUCCUGCCGCUUUCGC